Ailuropoda melanoleuca (giant panda) is the source of this 2152-nucleotide messenger RNA. RefSeq names its product lactamase beta 2 (gene LACTB2). Gene Ontology annotation, molecular function: RNA endonuclease activity; single-stranded RNA binding. The transcript is spliced from 6 exons. Gene Ontology annotation, cellular component: mitochondrial matrix. The record is from RefSeq and is a predicted model, not a curated record. The coding region runs from base 79 to 972 and encodes 297 amino acids. NCBI's taxonomy places the organism in Eukaryota, Metazoa, Chordata, Mammalia, Carnivora, Ursidae.
CCGCCUCCGCCCCCUCACCGGCCUAGUCGCCAGUGCGGCGCUCGAGUCACCGCGCGCGGGCGGGCUAUAGAAGCAGUCAUGUCGGGAGUCUUGCAGCGCGUCGAGCAGCUGUCCAGUCGGGUGGUGCGCGUCCUGGGCUGUAACCCGGGACCCAUGACCCUUCAGGGCACCAACACCUACUUGGUAGGGGUCGGCACCAGGAGAAUCCUCAUUGACACUGGAGAACCAGCAAUUCCAGAAUACAUCAGCUGUUUAAAGCAGGCUCUGACUGAAUUUAACACAACAAUCCAGGAAAUCAUAGUGACUCACUGGCACCGUGAUCAUACUGGGGGCAUAGGAGAUAUUUGUAAAAGCAUCAAUAAUGACACUGCAUAUUGCAUUAAAAAACUCCCACGGAAUCCUCCGAGAGAAGAAAUUAUAGGAGAUGGAAAGCAACAAUAUGUUUAUCUGCAAGAUGGAGAUGUGAUUAAAACUGAAGGUGCCACUCUCAGAGUUUUAUACACACCUGGCCACACUGAUGACCAUAUGGCUCUACUUUUAGAAGAGGAGAAUGCUAUCUUUUCUGGAGAUUGCAUCCUAGGGGAAGGAACAACUAUAUUUGAAGACCUCUAUGAUUAUAUGAAUUCCCUAAAAGAGCUAUUGAAAGUCAAAGCUGAUAUUAUAUAUCCAGGACAUGGCCCAGUAAUCCAUAAUGCUGAAGCUAAAAUUCUAGAAUACAUUUCUCACAGAAAUAUCCGAGAACAGCAAAUUCUUACAUUACUGAAUGAUAAUUUUGAAAAAUCAUUUACGGCAAUGGAGCUUGUAAGAAGCAUUUACAAGAGUAUUCCUGAGCAUUUACAUAAAAUGGCUGAACAUAAUGUCUUGCUUCAUUUGAACAAAUUAGAAAAAGAAGGAAAAAUAUGUAAGUAUACUUCCAAAUUUCAAUUAUUUUAUUACCGGCAUUUAAAUUUUUUUUUUAAACAAACAAACUAGUUUGCUUUUAGGAAAAAUAACACCCACCAGAGUCCUUCCUUGAACAUCACUGUAAGAUGGAGAAACAAGCACUAGGAAGGGUUAGUAGUGAAAGGCCGGUGGACCACAAAUUGGAACCUAAAGCUCCCACAGGAAUUAGAAUUUUGCUUAGGGGUUGCAGUUCUUACCCACCAGAACUACAAUCAAAGGCGUGUAACGGGAGGAUAGCCUCUCUUCUUCCCGACCACAAGACCACAAAGAAUUUCCCAUGCAGAAGGUUUGGGAACAGCCAAAGGUUUUAGCAGGAGUAAAGGUAGGAAACUCAAAAAUAUUAAAGCAGUAAUUCCAUAAGUGUUUACUAGUGUUAGAUUAAUUCAUCAAAUUAACAAUCUUUGUAGAAGUUUAAUCCUUAAAAUCAAGAAGCUCAAAACUUGAAUUUUGUGUAGAAGCUUCAGCAGUGCUCUUAUACGUACAAAAAAAAUACCACCUUUGUAUUUUAGGAAUUAAUGCUUUUUCUAGCCACAAAAUAACUUAAAAUCCAUUAUAUUUGCUUAUCUUUACUCUCUAAUUUUCUUUCCACAGUUAGCAACACGGAUCCUGACAAGAAAUGGAAAGCUAAUCUUUAGUUUCAGAUUAAUGAAAGCUUUUGUUGGUUUGUUUUGUUUUUAGAGAAUGGUAUGUUUUCUUAACUAUAAUUAUUUACAGCGAAUACAGAGUAUAGAACAUUGAAAAUAACCCUAGAUGUACUUUAAAAUAAUGUCUUAUUUCUUUCUUCUAAAAUAUAUAUUACCUUUCACAUGUACAAUAUGUUACUUAUCUAAUCUGGGUGUUAUAACAUUUUACCAAAAAUUCAGAAUCCAACAGUUUAUCCAUGUUCAACAGAUUUAUGGUUACUUUAAAAAUAAUAAAAUUUAUGUAUGUUAAACUGGGUAUUAUUCCUGGAGAUUAGUUAUCUAUUAGAAAUGGCCAAUAAUAGUAUUUUCUCCAGCUGCUUCAGUUAACAGCACAGAUUUCUGUGUAAUCCUUCUUUAUUUAUAUCUGUAGAUAACAGCUUUAUUUUCAUGUUUCUAUCAAUUGUAUUAUGAUUUUGCUUUAGUUCUAUAGCUCUAUAUCCUGUAUAUUUUUUUUAUAAUGGUAUCUCACAAAUGACUCAUUAACAACUUAUGGUAAGUGAAAAAUAUUAAAUUCCUAAUUAAAAGCA